AUGGAUAUAGCUUAUAGUGUGCAGCAUCUCAGUCAAUUCAUGCAAACUCCUAGGGAACCACACUUGAAGGCUGGUUAUCAUGUUCUGAGAUAUUUGAAACAAGAUCCUACAAUGGGAAUUUUCAUCUCGAACAAGCCUGAUCUUACUGUAAAUGCCUAUUGUGACUCAGACUGGGCUACCUGUCCUGAUUCAAGUUGGAAGUCUAAGAAACAAGCCACAUUUUCUUUAUCCUCUGCAGAAGCAGAAUACAAGGCUGUGAGACAAGUAGUAAGUGAGCUGGUCUUCUGUGACAGUCAAGCUGCAGUACACAUUGCCAAAAUCCAGUCUUCCAUGAAAGGACAAAACACAUAG
Messenger RNA from Solanum tuberosum (potato), 351 nucleotides. RefSeq lists its product as uncharacterized. The coding region runs from base 1 to 351 and encodes 116 amino acids. NCBI's taxonomy places the organism in Eukaryota, Viridiplantae, Streptophyta, Magnoliopsida, Solanales, Solanaceae. The record is from RefSeq and is a predicted model, not a curated record. The transcript has 3 exons.